AUGGAGCCCACCGUCCCUGUCGGGGGAACCGGGUCCAAGGCGGACGGGGUGUUUGAGACCACAGGUGAGGACUCCAUCAGCACCCUGGGCCUGAUCCUUGGCGUGGGGCUCUCGCUGCUGCUCGUGUCCGUCCUGGGCUACAGCCUGGCCAAGUGGUACCAGCGUGGGUACUGCUGGGAGGGGCCUAAUUUUGUCUUCAACUUGUAUCAGAUCUGGAACCUGAAGGAGCCGGAGGCGGGUCCACCCUUCACCAUCAGUGGCCACGUCAGCAGUUCAGAUGGCGGCUACGUGAAGUUCUCCGACAGGCUAGUCUGAUGGGGGAGUGUCAGCCUCUGGAGCCCUGGAGAGGCGAGUGGAAGGUUGGCGAGCUCCUGGGUGA
Molecule: messenger RNA, 379 nt
Organism: Puma concolor (puma)
Lineage: Eukaryota; Metazoa; Chordata; Mammalia; Carnivora; Felidae
Gene: SMIM35
Product: small integral membrane protein 35
Source: RefSeq, a predicted model, not a curated record